GUCGAUACAGAAAAGCUCCCGUAGAAGCCUGAGAGGCACGUCAAAAGCCUGGGAGGCACGUCAAAGUCGAGUGGAGAUCAUAGCGCAUCUGGCUGUGGCGUCGAUGAUUGUUAGGGACGGAGACACACGUUUAAUGGGGGAAUCUACACCAAAUGUACGAUCACAUGAUUGGCCCUGCACUGCUCGCUCGAACUGCCAAGCUACUUGAUGAUUGGUCGCGAUGUCCCACAGUUACGUCGCUUCCCGUUCCACCACAGCGUUCUGCCAUCUCCACACCUACUCUGCAAACCCUUUGCGGCGACCAUGCUGUGCAGACCGGGUUUCAGUGCGCGCGCAUGCUCAUGCGCAUGGUGCAGCCAUGGAGACCGCGUUUGCAGUUAUGGCGCGUGGCAGCACCUAAUCCCAUCCGUCACUUUCGCCCAAGGCAGGAGCGACUGCCCGCUUCCUACAUCCACAGAGUGCAAAUUGUCGCGCAAAAUCCCUGUGGAAGCACACAGCGGGAGACAUUGCACUCCCAGACGUCGGCAUCUUGCAGGUUAGAGCCCGCUUUCGAGGCAUUGGGAAGUGGCCAUUCCCGUGCCAGCCUCCAGCAAGCACACGCACAAACGCAUCGCAGGUAGGGUACCACAUUCUCUGUUAACCGCUGUUCCUUCAACGUAAUGUCCCUCCAUCCCGACCUGCCAUCCACCUUGACAUGCAGCAUAUGUUGCCGCACCAUCGAUCGAACGGAAAUAGUGCCGAGCAAGCCGCACGUGGCAUGACAUACUGCUGGCGACAAGCUUCGCUCGAGGAAAGAACGACACCGUCCCUU
Molecule: messenger RNA, 811 nt
Organism: Baudoinia panamericana UAMH 10762
Lineage: Eukaryota; Fungi; Ascomycota; Dothideomycetes; Mycosphaerellales; Teratosphaeriaceae
Exons: 1
Coding region: 153-620 (155 amino acids)
Source: RefSeq, a predicted model, not a curated record